Halichondria panicea is the source of this 1416-nucleotide messenger RNA. RefSeq names its product galactosylgalactosylxylosylprotein 3-beta-glucuronosyltransferase sqv-8-like. NCBI's taxonomy places the organism in Eukaryota, Metazoa, Porifera, Demospongiae, Suberitida, Halichondriidae. Bases 164 to 1156 code for a protein of 330 amino acids. Gene Ontology annotation, biological process: chondroitin sulfate proteoglycan biosynthetic process; carbohydrate metabolic process. Gene Ontology annotation, molecular function: galactosylgalactosylxylosylprotein 3-beta-glucuronosyltransferase activity. Gene Ontology annotation, cellular component: Golgi membrane. The transcript is spliced from 5 exons. The record is from RefSeq and is a predicted model, not a curated record.
CCUGAUAUGAUAAUAAAUUAUGAUAGUUUGCUAUUAUAUUCGUUUUUAAGCGGCACCAAGCUAGCUAGCAGUUGGUGGGUGAGCAGUUGCACCAUUAAAACAGGUUGUGCAUGACCUCCUCUAGCUCUGUGUUGCGACACAGCUUGACCUGUGACAUGAUAAGAUGUCAUCAACUGGACGUCUCACCAACAUCCUUAUCGUGUGCAUCUUCAUUAUUUCAGUGUUUAGUCUUGUCUAUGUCUACUUAAUGUCGUAUGAGGACUCAUCUGUCAGACAUGUUCAAGCUAACCAAGAAAUUAUAAGAGUCACUCAGACACUGAGUGUAGAUUGUGAAAAUUAUUUGAACGAUAGCUCAAGCACAUCCUCAUCUGUUGAUACUAUGACUCAAGCUGUGAUGCACAGCAACAUUCCUUGGAUAUUCACUAUAACACCAACCUAUAAGAGGAGCACUCAAGUUGUAGACAUAACUAGCUUGUGUCAAACACUCCAGCUUGUGCCAAACCUUGUGUGGAUCGUCAUUGAAGAUGGAUACCUUAAGAGUGACACUAUUUCUGAUUUGCUCCGUCGUUGUACUGCUCAGACUGUGCACUUGAUAGCUAGGAAUAUCGGUGAAUGGACUAGUCCUGCUGGUAGAGGUGUUGCACAGAGGAAUGCUGGCCUCAUUUGGAUUCGAGAAAAUUGUCAUAGUUUCGGUAAAUGUAAUGGAUCAUUUUACUUCAUGGAUGAUGAUAACAAGUAUGCUCUGAGUUUGUUUGAUGAGAUUCGUAGUGUAAAGUUCAUUGGAUUGUGGCCUGUUGCAUAUGCUGGAUUUCUGCACUUCGAAGGGCCAAUUUGUAUCGACAACCAGAUUGUGGAAUGGCAUGUUUUAUUUGCUCCAGAAAGGAAGUUCCCCAUUGACAUGGGUGGCUUUGCUGUCAAUGUUCAGCUGUUACUGGAGUACCGUGAAGCUCUGUUUGGUUACAACCCUCACUCCCGUGUGAAGGCGGAGGGGGGGUGGCAAGAGACAAGAUUUCUAGAAAAUUUCUCCAGUGGAAGAGAUGACCCCAGAGUGGAAUGUAAAGGGUCUCGAAGACAGGCUUUUGUGUGGCACAUAAAGACAAAGAUAGACUUGAAGAAUGAAACAAACAUUUGGAAACACGACCUCAUAACAAAGUAGUCUAUGCAUACGUAGAACUAUGGCCCAGUCUUCCUGAGGUAAUCAUGCACCUGAUGCAUAAAAUUGCACAGUACCGAAACUUCAACUUGUAUAGUAUUAUAUACCAUAAUUAAAGAUAUAUUUAUAUGCAAGAAUUGUAUUACAAUAACAUCUAGUACCCAUCCCUAGUGGCCAGUAUCCUCCUGGUUUUUCUACUGGACUUAAAAAUAAUGUGAAAACAUUGUUAAUUAAUUAUUUAUGACUUCAGGGCUCUAUUGUAA